This is a messenger RNA of Zasmidium cellare ATCC 36951, 321 nucleotides long. RefSeq lists its product as uncharacterized. The record is from RefSeq and is a predicted model, not a curated record. The transcript has 2 exons. The coding region runs from base 1 to 321 and encodes 106 amino acids. NCBI's taxonomy places the organism in Eukaryota, Fungi, Ascomycota, Dothideomycetes, Mycosphaerellales, Mycosphaerellaceae.
AUGAAGUUCACAGGCCAAAUCUUCGCGAUUGCCGCACUAGUUGCAUCAUACACAACCUUCGCAGCUCCAACUCCGAACCCCGGCCUCUGCUAUGAAAGGCCUGACGGCUCCGUUUUCUGCAAGAGAAGCACGGAUGCAUCUCCUGGGCUAUGCUACGAAAGACCAGAUGGAAGUGUCUUCUGUAAGAGGAGUGCAGAUGCCACUCCCGGACUGUGUUAUGAGAGAGAGGACGGCACCGGCUUCUGCACGAGAAGCGCAGAUGCUACUCCUGGGUUGUCCUAUGAGAGGGAGGACGGCUCUGUUUACUGUACUCAGUCAUAG